AUGAGAGAAAUCAUUCAUUUAUCUACUGGUCAAUGUGGUAACCAAAUUGGUGCUGCUUUUUGGGAAACAAUUUGUGGUGAACAUGGAUUAGACAACAAUGGUAAUUACGUUGGUACUGAUGACUUACAAAAAUCUAAAUUAGAUGUUUACUUUAACGAGGCAAGUUCUGGAAAAUACGUUCCUCGUGCUGUUUUGGUUGAUUUGGAACCAGGCACAAUUGAUAAUGUUAAAGCAUCUAAAGUUGGUAACUUGUUUAGACCUGAUAACUACAUUUUUGGUCAAAGUUCAGCUGGCAACGUUUGGGCAAAAGGCCACUAUACUGAAGGUGCUGAAUUAGUCGAUUCGGUUUUGGAUGUUGUUAGAAGAGAAGCUGAAGGGUGUGAUUCUUUACAAGGUUUCCAAAUUACUCAUUCAUUGGGUGGUGGUACCGGUUCAGGUAUGGGUACCUUGUUGAUCUCCAAGAUUAGAGAAGAAUUCCCUGAUAGAAUGAUGGCUACUUUCUCUGUUGUUCCAUCUCCAAAAGUUUCUGAUACUGUUAUUGAACCUUAUAAUGCCACUUUGUCUGUCCACCAAUUGGUUGAAAAUUCUGAUGAAACCUUCUGUAUUGAUAAUGAAGCUUUGUACAAUAUCUGUCAACAAACUUUGAAAUUGCCACAACCAUCAUAUACAGAAUUGAACAACUUGGUUUCCUCAGUUAUGUCCGGUGUCACUACUUCCUUGCGUUAUCCAGGUCAAUUAAACUCUGAUUUAAGAAAGUUGGCUGUUAACUUGGUUCCUUUCCCAAGAUUACAUUUCUUUAUGGUUGGAUAUGCUCCAUUGACUUCAAUUGGUUCUAAAUCGUUUAGAUCUGUUUCUGUUCCUGAAUUAACUCAACAGAUGUUUGACGCAAAGAAUAUGAUGGCUGCUUCUGACCCAAGGAAUGGUCGUUACUUGACUGUUGCUGCCUUUUUCAGAGGUAAAGUUUCGGUCAAGGAAGUUGAUGAUGAAAUGCACAAGAUUCAAACCAGAAACUCGUCAUACUUUGUCGAAUGGAUUCCAAACAAUGUUCAAACUGCCGUCUGUUCUGUUCCACCAAAAGAUUUGGAUAUGUCUGCUACUUUUAUCGGUAACUCUACAUCUAUUCAAGAAUUAUUCAAGAGAGUUGGUGAUCAAUUUAGCGCUAUGUUUAGAAGAAAAGCGUUCUUGCAUUGGUAUACAUCUGAAGGUAUGGAUGAAAUGGAAUUUACUGAAGCGGAAUCAAACAUGAAUGAUUUGGUUAGUGAAUAUCAACAAUAUCAAGAAGCAAGUGUGGAUGAAGAGGAGUUGGACUAUGCUGAUGAAGUUCCUUUGGAAGAAGCAAUAAUGGAAUAA
Molecule: messenger RNA, 1350 nt
Organism: Lodderomyces orthopsilosis Co 90-125
Lineage: Eukaryota; Fungi; Ascomycota; Pichiomycetes; Serinales; Debaryomycetaceae
Gene: TUB2
Product: beta-1 tubulin
Exons: 3
Coding region: 1-1350 (449 amino acids)
Biological process (GO): microtubule cytoskeleton organization; mitotic cell cycle
Cellular component (GO): cytoplasm; microtubule
Molecular function (GO): GTPase activity; structural constituent of cytoskeleton; GTP binding
Source: RefSeq, a predicted model, not a curated record